UUCAUCCGGUCCGUCUGCCAAAUCCGUCCGCCAUCGGUCUUCAUUGUGGACGUCUCUUUUGCUGCAUGGAUGUGGCGUGGGUUCGUGGUUGCAUUUCGGGUAUCAAAGGUUAACCCCUCCACAGCCACUAAGAUACCAGUGUGUAACUCACAGCGACUAUUUUCACAAGCUAGCUGGUUUUAUCUGUGCUCUGUAGACUAUUUUCGUUCAGGGAAACGAUUCAUGUCAAGUUCACCGAAAAGAAUCCGAACAGAGACUGAUAACAUGACCUUUAAAAAGAUCGGAACACACAACGGAACCUUUCACUGCGAUGAAGUUUUGGCUUGUUUCUUCCUCCAGCAAUUACCGGAGUACGCGGAUGCUGACAUUGUUCGGACCAGGGACUCGGCUCUCUUGGCUGAAUGUGACAUUGUUGUCGAUGUGGGAGGAGAAUUUGACCCAAAGAGACAUCGCUAUGACCAUCAUCAGAGGACAUUUUCUGAAACAUUCCACAGUCUGUGUCCAGAGAAGCAGUGGGUAACAAAGCUCAGCUCCGCUGGAUUGGUCUACCUCCACUUUGGCCGUCGCCUGCUGGCCCAGCUGACGCAGCUGAAAGAAGAUGACAGACAGUUGGAGGCUCUUUAUGAUAAGCUGUACGAGAACUUUGUUGAGGAAGUGGAUGCAGUAGACAAUGGCGUCUCACAGUAUGAAGGGGAGGCCCGUUACGCAGUGUCCACCACGCUGAGCGCACGUGUUGCACACCUGAAUCCUCGCUGGAACAGUGAGAGUCAGGAUACUGAGGAGGGUUUCAGGAAGGCUCUGAAGAUGGUUGGGGAGGAGUUCCUGGACCGUUUGGAUUAUUACAAAUCGUCCUGGCUGCCAGCUCGUGUGGUUGUGGAGAAAGCAGUGAAGGAGAGACAUCAGAUCGAUCCUAGUGGGGAGGUGGUGUUGCUUUCUCAGGGUGGGUGCCCCUGGAAGGAGCAUCUGUUUACAUUGGAGAAGGAGCUCCAGGUGGAGACCCCCAUUAAGUUUGUCAUUUACCCAGACCAGAAUGGACUCUGGCGGGUCCAGUGUGUCCCCGCAGGGCUCAACACCUUCCAGAACAGGUUGUCCCUUCUGGAAGAGUGGCGCGGCGUACGAGAUGAAGCGCUGUCGGAGCUCAGUGGGAUCAAAGGUUGCAUCUUCGUCCACGCAGGAGGAUUUAUUGGUGGCAACAAGACACAGGAAGGAGUUCUGGAGAUGGCCAGAAGGACCCUCCAGUCUGCUGCCCAGUCUCCAGCAAAUGGAAACAGCUGAUUAUUUUUUUUAAAGCAAAUGUUUGCUAAUAUUUGAAGAUAAUAAACAUCAAUGUGUUGGUUUUAUUAUCAUGAUUAUAUUGUAAACUUGUGAUAGUUUUGUCCACCUGUCUGAGUGUAUCUGAUGGCUUUCAUUCGCAGUAGAAACCUGCUUUGGAUUGCAUUUUGUAAUCAGGAUUAAAUGUAAAAAUAAUCUGACAUUUUGUCCACCUCA
This is a messenger RNA of Nothobranchius furzeri (turquoise killifish), 1488 nucleotides long. It is a transcript of the gene myg1, whose product is annotated as myg1 exonuclease. Lineage: Eukaryota; Metazoa; Chordata; Actinopteri; Cyprinodontiformes; Nothobranchiidae. The record is from RefSeq and is a predicted model, not a curated record. Gene Ontology annotation, cellular component: cytoplasm; nucleus.